GCAUCCGCAGAGGGAAGUGAGAAAUCACAUGGCCGGGUGUGGUGCCCUGGAAGCAGCUACAGAAAGCCAGUUCUUCCACACGCCAGCUCCGCCGACUCCAUUUCAGUCUCUUCAUCUGGCUCCCAGGCUGUGGCAGCUUCUUCCACUGAAAACAUGUUUCUCGCAAAGGCUUUUUUGGAUGGAGCAGAUAGAGGUCUUGGGGAAGCCCUUGGAGGCCUUCUUGGAGGAGGUGGCCAGAGAAGAGGAGGCGGAGGAGGACGAGGAAAUAUUGGAGGGAUAGUUGGAGGAAUUGUGAAUCUUAUCAGUGAGGCUGCAGCAGCUCAGUACACCCCAGAACCCCCGCCCACCCAGCAGCAUUUCACCAACGUGGAGGCCAAGGAAAGCGAGGAAGUCAGGCGGUUUCGGCAACAUUUUGCACAGCUGGCGGGACCAGACAUGGAGGUGGGUGCCACUGACCUAAUGAACAUUCUCAACAAAGUCCUUUCUAAGCACAAGGAUCUGAAGACCGACGGCUUUAGCCUGGACACCUGUCGGAGCAUUGUCUCUGUCAUGGACAAUGACACGAAUGGGAAGCUGGGCUUUGAAGAGUUUAAGUAUCUGUGGAACAACCUGAAGAAAUGGCAGUGUGUGUAUAAGCAAUACGACCAGGACCAUUCUGGGUCCCUACGAAGUUCCCAGCUGCGGCCGGCUCUGCAGGCUGCGGGUUUCCAGCUGAAUGAGCAGCUUUACCAAAUGAUCAUCCGCCGAUACGCCGAUGAGGAUGGGAGUAUGGAUUUUAACAACUUCAUCAGCUGCCUGGUCCGCCUGGAUGCCAUGUUCCGUGCCUUCAGAUCCCUGGACGGAGAUGCAGACGGCCAGAUUCGGGUGUCUAUCCAAGAGUGGCUGCAGCUGACCAUGUAUUCCUGAGGUGGGCACUGAGAAGGCAGUGCCCUGGAGGACAGGCCGCCGAAGCCAAGCCACGCUGUCUGCAGGCUGCUGAUCCCCGUCCACAGCUGUCAGGUCCCAGCGACCGCUUCCGCACUCUGCGUGUGCCUGACUCGCGCUGCUUUCCACUGCUCAUUAAACCAGAUUUGCCAAAGGAGUGUUGCGAGUGGUUUGUGCGUCAGCUUUUUGAGGUCCUGUAUUUGCAUGGACCUGGCAAUGGGGUGGGGGUGCCGGGGGAGCUCCGCCGGAGUGGGUUUGGAUAGGUUGCCGCUCACUUGGUGAACGAAUUCCAAGGAGCAGGAAAUUUGUUGUUAAGAAUGAAAUUUUUUUUAAAAAUGGGAAGAAAUCAAGAAAGCACUCGGGAAAUACGUUUUUCCCUCUAAAAAGGUGAGGAGGAGGGAAGUUCAAAAUCUGUUUUUCCUCUUAAUUUCACAUCUGGUAUUUCCAUUAUGUAAAAAAAGGAAAACGCUUUCUUAGAAACCUGUUUAACUGUGAGAGGACGGGUUCAGGAAUGUGGAAUGAGGCCGUUUUAUACCCGGGUAGUUGUUUUCUUUUAUGG
Messenger RNA from Molossus molossus (Pallas's mastiff bat), 1483 nucleotides. It is a transcript of the gene CAPNS2, whose product is annotated as calpain small subunit 2. Gene Ontology annotation, molecular function: calcium ion binding. Lineage: Eukaryota; Metazoa; Chordata; Mammalia; Chiroptera; Molossidae. The transcript has a single exon. The record is from RefSeq and is a predicted model, not a curated record. Bases 154 to 906 code for a protein of 250 amino acids.